Molecule: messenger RNA, 5086 nt
Organism: Syzygium oleosum
Lineage: Eukaryota; Viridiplantae; Streptophyta; Magnoliopsida; Myrtales; Myrtaceae
Product: disease resistance protein RPV1-like
Exons: 5
Coding region: 336-3830 (1164 amino acids)
Biological process (GO): defense response; signal transduction
Molecular function (GO): protein binding; ADP binding
Source: RefSeq, a predicted model, not a curated record
CCAGGCAAAUGGCGCGUAGUACCAAAGUAAUGGCAAGUGAAACUCAUUUUAAGUUGUCCAUAUACAUCCAACAUCUAACCAUUCAUCAACACGCAACUCAUAUUUCCGAGACCACCUCCUCCUUUUCGACGACUUUCAUCAAUUAUUUCCUCAACUUAGCCUGAAUGCUUUUGUUUGCUUAUGAAGGAAGGUCGCAGGUGAUUUCCAAGCAAACGCAGUGGAAGUGAGCGAUUUCACUCUGUUGCUUUGUCAAGUUGUUGCAAGGAUCAGACUCAAACUUCCCGAGUCACCGGGCGGACUCAAUUCGGAGAUCAAUACUCCAUCGUCCUCUCGGAAUGAAGAGAAAGUGGGAGGGAGAAGAGACGGCUCUGACAGCUCCGGCAAGUAGUAGUCGUGAUGAUGGAUCGGGGAGGGGCUACGAGGUGUUCCUGAGCUUCAGAGGACCCGAAACCCGCUUAACCAUCGCUGAUUGUCUCUACAAUGACAUGAUUCGUGUGGGGAUCCGUGCUUUUAAAGACAAUGAAGAGCUCCGAUUUGGCGAAGAGAUUGAAGGCGGCCUCUUGCAAGCAAUCAAUGACUCCAGAAUUUACAUCCCGAUUUUCUCCAAAGACUACGCUUCAAGUAAGUGGUGCCUCCGUGAGCUGGCACGCAUAGCGGAGUUAUCGAGAGAUAACGAUGAGAAAGUGAUCCUCCCUAUCUUCUAUGACGUGGACGCGGAUGAUGUCAAGCUUAAGACCGAGUUAUAUCGGAAAGCCCUCCAAAAGCACGAGAGCAACUCCGGGAAGGAUUUAGCAAAGAAGUGGGAGGAGGCUUUAAGAGAGGUUGCCAGAAUUAGAGGAAGGAAUCUAAAAGAUCACGGCCUAGAUGAACUUAAAAAUCUCACGGUCAAAGAGGUUUCUAGUUUGUUAUGGACAAGACGGACAGACGUGCCUGAUCAUUUGGUGGGAAUUAAGGGCCCAAUGGAUGACAUUAUGAAGAAGUUAGAUCUAGGAGCUUUGGAUGUACGGUUUAUCGUGAUUCAUGGUAUGGGUGGCAUCGGAAAGACGACGCUAGCUGAUGUCGUCUUCAGGCAAAUCUCCCCUCAAUUUCAAGGUCAUUGCUGCUUUAUUAAAGAUGUUCGGACUCAUGAUAUAAUAAACUUACAAAAGAAAUUAUUGUUUGAUAUUCUCAAUCCGAGCUGCAUAAACCUCUCCUUCGUUGAUGAAGGGGCUGACAUGAUCAAGACGAGGUUUCAUGACAAAAAAGUCCUCAUUGUUCUUGAUGACAUCGACAAUCGGGACCAAAUCAUGAGACUUGCAGGCGAGCCCAAUUGGUUUGGUGGAGGAAGUAGAAUCAUCAUAACAACAAGGAACAUUGAAUUCCUAGUAAUGGAAGGUGAGGAUGAAAAUGUCCAAGCCUCUAGAGGUGGACAAUUUUCAUUCUAUGAUAUGCCAGAGAUGAAUUCACACAAUGCUCUUAAACUUUUCUGUGAGCGUGCCUUGGGAUGUGCCGAGCCUCCGGCUGAUUACAUAGAUAUUUCAAAUAAGUUAGUCAAUGUGCUUGGACGACUUCCGUUGGCUCUUGAUGUCGUAGGUUCCACACUCCGUGGAAAAUGCCAUAGAACAUGGGAAGCCGUCCUAUGUAAGUUAAAGAAAGUGAUGAACGAGGAUGUCAAGAAGAAGUUGAUGAUAAGCUAUGAGGCCUUGGACUCUUGUCAACAACAGAUUUUUCUUGAUAUCGCAUGUUUCUUCAUUAACCAAGAGAAAAUAACUGCAAUUAAAUAUUGGGACGCGGUUUUUGGGUAUCCCACCGAAAUUGAAGUCAAGAUCCUCACACGUAUGUCACUGAUAAAGAUCAUGGACUAUGAUAAAUUAUGGAUGCACGACCAACUUAGAGACCUCGGAAGGGAUGUCGUCCGCUCGGAAAGUUGCAAUAUACUUUUAAGGGGUAGCAGAUUGUGGUCACCCAAGGAUGCCUUCCAUGCAGUGCAGAGAAAGAAGUUAACGGAGAACAUAGUAGCGCUCAAUCUUGGCAUACAUGAACCUGAUGCGACGUACAGAUUUAAACGCAAGGAAUUUGCGAUGUUGGUCAACCUUAGGUUCCUUCAAUUGGACCAUGGAAGCUUGGAAGGAAACUUUAAGGAUCUUUUCUCCGAGUUAAGAUGGCUCUCUUGGAGCAAUUGCCCUUUGGAAUUCCGAGCUACCAAUUUAGGAAUGAAGAACCUAGCAGUUCUUAAGCUUUCUGGGAAUAAUAUUACUAUGAUCUCACGACAUACUUUUGUAGCAAAACAGUUGAAGGUCCUAAAACUCGUGGAUUGUUGGUCCCUUACAAAGACGCCCCCAUUCUCCACAAUCUCGAAACUGGAGAUAUUGAUUCUCACAAGAUGCACUAAACUACGUAUGAUUGACGAGUCCAUCGGCAAUCUACAACAUCUUAAUCAGCUAAAAAUAGAAUAUACAGAUAUCGAGUCACUACCAGAGUCCAUUGGCAGUCUACAAUCUAUAACAAAGCUAAUAAUAUAUUCUCAGAGACUCUCGGUGUUGCCUUACUCAAUUGGUAAUUUAGUGAAGUUGAAGCAUCUAAUCUUGACAUGCCAUGAACUUCGAAAGCUUCCCGACUCUAUUGGACAACUGGAGUCGCUGCUUGAGCUAAAUGUCACAUGGACAAGCAUUAGAGAAUUACCUUAUUCCAUUGGAAACCUAGAAAGGUUGAAAUUUUUUAUGAUCCCAAGUUGCGGAUUAGAAAAGCUACCAGACUCGAUUGGGAGGCUCCAUUCAUUGGUCAAGUUGGUUCUGAAAGAAUCAAACAUCAGGAUCUUACCUGAUUGUAUUGGAAAUCUCAAAAACUUAAAAGUACUAGAUCUGAAUCGUAGCUAUAUAAGUGAACUUCCGAAAACCAUAGGAAUGUUGGAAAAUCUGGAAGAGUUACAUGCCUCCUCUACACAUCUGGAGGGGGAAAUUCCAAGUGAAAUUGGGGCACUAUCCUCGUUGAAAAUUCUAAACUUAUCCUUUAGCCGCUUUAGUGGAUUGCCAACAACCAUCAAUCAGCUUACAAAUCUCCAAACACUUGAUUUACGGGAGUGUCAUUCAAUUCGACAGCUGCCGGAGCUUCCAAAGAGUCUAACGGUGUUACGCUUAUCAUCGAAGUCGUUGACCAAUAUCCCCGACUUCUCAAAUUUAACCAAUUUAGUUGAGCUUUCUAUAAUCGGAACAUUAGUGCAAGAAGCCCAAAUAGAGGGGCUCGGGAGAUUACGUGCUCUGAGGCAAUUGACCCUCCGCGUUGGAAAAAUGGCCUUGCCUCCAACCGAUUUCAGUUCCCUCUCUCAGCUACAACGCCUCCAGGUAAGUUGUGCCGACUCCCGAUCUCUUAUCAAGCUUCCAUCCAGCCUUCGAGAAUUGUCUUUAGAGGAUCUCCAGUCACCGAUUGAUUGGUCACUUUUUUCCAACUUGGAGAAUUUGUCAACACUGUGUAUUAGAGGAUAUACGCUCGGAGAGAUUCGAUUCGAGGUCCUUGGAAAGCUACCGAAAUUCAAUGAAUUGGGGAUGUCCGACUGUCCAUUGCUCGAGACGCUGUCCGUUCCGCCAGGUCUGAAGGAGAUCCAGUGUUUAUAUUUGUUACAGUUGCCUCGGCUAACUGAGAUUCAGGGUUUGGGAGAAUUGAAAUCAUUGCGGACAUUGCGGAUCUGGACUUGCGAUUCCAUCAAAAGCUUAAACGAAUCUGAUCUGUCUAAUUUACAUAAUCUGAAAAGAUUGGAGAUCUAUUCGUGUGCAUCACUGGAGAGCGUGCUGGGUGUGCCAAAAUCUUGCCAACUCGACGUCCGUGGUUGCCCGAGGUUCAACAGAGACGGAUAAGAUUGACAAUCUAGCGAAGGGAGCUUAUGGUCAGGCUCUGCAGAAUCUCAAUGAGAUGAGGCUUAACUACCUACCAUUGUUUCCCUGAUUCAUUCUUGUGAGUGAGCGAGAUUAUGCAUGGAUUUUGUUCAACAAAGUUUAUUUAAGUGCAUUGGUUUUGUCUGAGCUGUAGCUUUUGUUUAUUCUUUCCGGUGACUCAUUCUCUCUGUCUCUGCUAAUAAUGUGGUUAAUGUUAACUUGUUAAAUAAACCUACUCAUCCUCUCUAUCUCAGCUGAUAAUGUGGUUAAUGUUAACUUGUUAAAUAAACCUAUUUGAUCUUCGUGUCUAUCAUUCUUACAUUUGCUGAUGAAAUGUUUUUGCACGAGCUCCUCUAAGGCCAUGGUCAAAUGUUUUUUUAAAUGGACUUCUGGGCUUUGGCACGACACACAUUGUUGGUGCUGCAGCAGCAGCUUGUUCUCUUCAAUCCAUCUCAGUGAAAGGCUGAGAUGUUGAAUAAGUACAUUGGUACUUCUGAGCCAGCUAUUAGAGGCUUCUUUUCAACUACACUUAUGAUGAUUGAAUUCCAUUGUGCAAUCUUGUAUUAAGCUUUGUUAUUUCCAAACACUUCACAAUUUUGUGCUUUCUUCUGUUUGUUUUGGAUGCAUUUAAUAGAGGUCCCUUCAGGUAUGCUAGCAAUCGAAAUAGGAUAACUAACAGGACCAAUGAGGAUCCUCCUGCUGCGGCCAAGGUGUUCUGAUUAAAUUAUUUUCAACAACAGCAACGAGGAUCCUCCCAUAACCAUUGACGUGGCCAAGUUAAAACGGUUGAUGAGUUUCCUCACGCAUGAAUGAGAGGUUCCUCUAUGACCAUUUGAUUAAGAGUGAGAUUAAGAUGUAAAAUAUUUGAAGCUUUUCUCUACUAGAUAUUUGAAAUUGGUGAUGAAAUGUCUACUGGAUUUUCUAUUCUGCAUGUUGAUGGCAUUGAUCUUGUCAGCAAAAUGGAGAGAUUUUGAAUAUUUGAGAGUAACGACAAUUAGAAAAAUACAGGUUUGGAUAUAUUCUCGAAGGCAGCAGCUGCAGCACCUUGCCUUCUCUUUUUCGAUGAAUUUGAUUCCAUUGCUCCAAAAAGGGGGCAUGAUAAUAUGGGGUCACUGACCAUGUCGUCAAUCAAGUUAGUUUCUUGCAUUCAAUGGCACUUAUAAGGUGGUCAUGUGAAAUCUAUCUAAUGGUAUGACUCACUACUGGUAUGUUAUUCUUUGGUGCAGUUUUUUACUGAA